Molecule: messenger RNA, 3088 nt
Organism: Oncorhynchus kisutch (coho salmon)
Lineage: Eukaryota; Metazoa; Chordata; Actinopteri; Salmoniformes; Salmonidae
Product: heme-binding protein 1
Exons: 4
Coding region: 400-975 (191 amino acids)
Molecular function (GO): heme binding
Source: RefSeq, a predicted model, not a curated record
AAAACCAAGCGUGGAGGCGGGAAGGGAGGGCGGAGACAGUUGUUUAUAUUCGUGUGGCUCAGUGGCUGUAAAUCGUCAACUCGUCUAGUGAGCUAGGAGCAAGAUUCACUAUUUCAACCUAGUUGUACUACUAGGUAACAACAUCAGAUAAAUACGUGAAUAGAUAUGUUCUGAUUUAAUUUGUCCAAUAAGGUCCGAGGAUCAAGGAAAGGAGUGUACAGCAUAUUUUAAGUGAAUCUCCUUAUGUGAUUUUAAAAGGAGGACAAAAAUAAGAAGGUAGGCUAGAUUAUGAAAUAAGAACAAGUUAUUUCAAAGGAAGCAAAAGCUACAAUAACACAGGCGAUAACAUAUCAUAAAGGGACAACGCGCGCAGCAGAGUGGUGACCUGGCCAGAGCGCGAUGUUUGGAAUGAUAAAGAAUACAAUUUUCGGGAACACAGAAGAAACGGACUACAAAUUGCUCAGCAGCGAGACCAAGGAGGGGGUCAGCUAUGAGGUGCGGCGGUACGAUGGUGCAAAGUAUGCCUCAGUGAGCUCAGAGGGGCGGACCUUUGACCAGGUGACGGGGGAGCUAGUGAGGAAGCUGCUCGUGUACAUUGGGGGAAGUAACGACCAAGGGGAGGCAAUGGGGACGACAGCACCGGUUAUCAUCACAGUAUAUCCCAGGGACGACGGUGUGAUGUCACGCCGUUUGGUGGUUAGCCUCAGGAUUCCUACCAACUACCAAGUCAGUCCCCCUGUGCCCAUCGACAGUGCCAUCAGGAUCGAGGAUCGACCCGGCAUGACUGUCUACUCACUGCAGUUUGGUGGCUUCGCAGGGGAGACUGAGUACCGUGCAGAGGCCUCUCGCCUAACCAAAACUCUUGGUGAGACUGCCCCAUUUCAGCGGAAACAGUACUUCUGCUGCACCUACGACCCACCAAUGAAACCCUACGGCCGACGCAACGAGGUGUGGUUCCUACAGGAGGAGCCAUAAGGGAAGCAUUAAGACCGACUCUUAAUAAUAAACUAGUCACUUCCUCUCCUUUAUCUUCACUGAUCACUCCACAUCUUGAUCUUCAUCUCCAAAAAAUAGGAUAUGUGAAAAUAAUAUGACAACAACAGGGGAUUUGUUUUCAGAUCAGUGCAAAUUAAGGAGAGGUGAUGCAAAGAAGUGUAUUAGACUAUUGAAAGGUCAUAAAGGGGAGGGAUGGGCAGCAGGCUACACAGUUACUGGUCCAAAGUAGUGCAAUAGUACGGUACCAUUAUCAGUAACUGGAUAUUAAGUGGCCUGGGGUAGGAGCCACUAACCACAAAGUACCGCUGUGUGUUAUAGGUGGUACAUCAUUAAGUUCUUAUUUUGUACACCCAGGGGUUGACACUCCCCUUAAAACAUGCUUCAUAGUGCUUGGAAGAAAAGCACAUUAAAUCAGACUGUACACAUAUCACUAUUCAGCAGUCUAAUUAAAAUUGCUUCACUUCACACACCAUAAAAACAAAAUGACAGUUAAGUAUUCAAUAAGUCAUUAAAUUAAGUUUUAAAAUGCACAAUUCCUUUUCCCAAGGGAGGGAAUUGGAAAUAAACUAGGAAUUAAGCCAUAGAGUAGUGAUAGUAAAAUGUUUUCCUUAGUAUGAAUUAGUUGGUGGGGAGGGUAUGAAGGAGAAAUAUAUUAGUCAUUCCUUAAGUGUUAUCAUUUGAGAUGUCUAAUCCUUCUGUGAUGAUGACAUGAAAACUUUAAGACAGCAGUUGUGUGUAGUGAAUGUUUUGGUGUGCUUGUAUUUGGAGUCUAUGAAUUGUAAUGUUAUGAUUCUUGAAACUGUAUUUUGAAAUACCUCUGUAUGGUGUGUGAUUUUCUGUGAAAAUAUGGAGUGACGAUAUCAUCAGGAUUUGAUAGCGUUUCAUAUCAUAUUUAUUCAAGAUAUUACUAAUACGAUUUUUUGGUGCAAAACUGACGUUUUCUUUUUUUAGUUCUAUACAAAAGAAUGCUUAAAGUACUGGUACACCACUGUUUUGGAUAGGUUUUACAUAAACAUUUAUUUAUUAUUAGAUUUUGAAUCAAUAUGAAGAACUCAAAAGAAGGAAUUAGGGUUUACAAACAAGAUAUUUCAGACAUUUGAUAAAUUUAAGCAGAUACUUAAAACCAACCAAACCUAUAACCUAAAACUAGUACAACAUGUCCUCACUAUGCACUAAAAUAGCAAUUAUAUGGUUUGUUAGUCACUACAACCCAGUUUAAACAGGAAUAAAUUAGUGGUUUUCACAGGUUAAUUCGUCACAACUGCAAGAAAGCACUGUGUAGCAGGCUAGCGGCUAAAUAAAUACAUGGCCUAGUAACCCCACACUUGUGUAAUUGCACAGAGAGUAGGGUUUUGGUUUCAGCCGGGCUUUGCAUUCAUCGAUACAAUAUACAGGGUUCGACUAGGACAUGGGUUAUUCAUGUUGACCAGUUAUCAUCUCUAGGCUCAACAAGUUAUUUGUGAGAUCUAGGAACAUUGCACAUUACCAAUAAUCUCACAUACGUAGAGGUACAUGUCAGUGCUCCAUCCAAUUGCCAUAUUCAAACAACAUGUACUUCCUUUAAUAAAAAGCCAGAAAUAAUCUAGAAAGGUAUGGUGUACAUUGAGAGCACUGGGAACUUCAGCUUUCAUUCAAGGCUCCCUGGAACAAACUUAAACCACGCACCAACACAAUGGAAACACUUACUGUGAACGUGAAUGUAAAAAUACUUUACAAUACUAGUAGGAAUAGAAAUUGUCGUUUUGUUAAUAAGCAUCAUUUUAAUCGAAAAUUGUUAUAAAAUGUAUUUUGGUAAUAAACCUCUGGAUUUAAAAAAUGCUGUAAAUAUUUAAUGCCUAUACAUUCCCCAUACUGCCCAUCACAUGUUCCUCAACAGGGCAGUUAGAAACCCUUUCCUAUGUACAGGACAGUUCCACAUUCUAACAGACUGAGGGAGAGAGAGCCGACCAUGAUAACUGAAAAGAUUGAAUACUUAUCCGUUACGUGAAUAACCAUUUACUUGGCAAUUGACAAAAUAAACUGAGUGGGAGGGGGUGAAAUGAAGCUUUACUCAUGAUUAAAAGGAAACAUUCAUCAUUUGAAAAUGUCCCAA